Messenger RNA from Neurospora tetraspora, 1092 nucleotides. RefSeq lists its product as uncharacterized. The record is from RefSeq and is a predicted model, not a curated record. Bases 1 to 1092 code for a protein of 363 amino acids. Lineage: Eukaryota; Fungi; Ascomycota; Sordariomycetes; Sordariales; Sordariaceae. The transcript has a single exon.
AUGACUACUUGCGUCGCUACCCAGACUUUCACCCACGUCUCUCUCAAGGCGUACCAUCCGGAGUCGGACUACACCACCUCCGCCGAGCCCGGCAAGCCUCGUCCCGGCAGCCCCGGUCCCAACAAGCCCGACAACUGUAGCUUCGAACCCGGCAAGCCUCGUCCCGGCAGCCCCGGUCCCAACAAGCCCGACAACUGUGGCUUCGAACUCGGCCCCAUGAAGAGGGACGAUCCUAUCCCUCGUCCUCAGACCCCCUUGGUCCCGGUUCCCAACUCUGAUGACGACCCGAUUCCCCGUCCCCAGACCCCUCUGGUUCCCGUCCCCAACAGCGACGGCGACGGCGAUUCCAAGCCCGCUCCUCGUCCUCCCACCCCUCACCCUAACGGUGACCGCCUCGAUUUGGACCCCAUCCCCCGCCCGCAGACCCCUCUAGUCCCGGUUCCCAACAGCGAUGACAUGCCGGUCCCUCGCCCCCAGACUCCUCUAGUCCCGGUCACCUCCGACGACUCUGAUGACGAGUGCCUCGACGAUGAGAUGCCCGUUCCUCGUCCCCAGACCCCCCUCGUUCCUGUUACUUCUGACGAUUCCGACGAUGAGUGCCUCGAUGAUGACAUGCCCGUCCCUCGCCCUCAGACUCCCCUAGUCCCGGUUACUAGCGACGAUUCUGACGACGAGUGCCUUGACGAGGAAAUGCCCGUUCCUCGUCCCCAGACUCCCCUCGUCCCAGUCACUUCUGACGACUCGGACGACGAGUGCCUCGACGACGAUCCUAUCCCCCGUCCCCAGACUCCCUUGGUGCCCGUCCCUAACUCCGAUGAGCUGGAUCCCAUCCCCCGCCCUCAAACCCCUCUCGUCCCCGUCCCCAACAGCGACGGCGAGGGCGACUCCAAGCCCGCUCCCCGCCCUCCUACUCCCCACCCCAACGGAGAUGAUGAGAUGCCCGUUCCUCGCCCUCAGACUCCUCUAGUCCCGGUUACCAGCGACGAUUCCGAUGAUGAGUGCCUUGAUGACCUCGAUCCUAUUCCUCGUCCUCAGACGCCGAUGGUGCCGAGGCCUAAUGCUGAUAUGGUUAAGCCGGUUGCUUGCUGCUAA